Saccoglossus kowalevskii is the source of this 1875-nucleotide messenger RNA. Its product is annotated as FAD-dependent oxidoreductase domain-containing protein 1-like. Lineage: Eukaryota; Metazoa; Hemichordata; Enteropneusta; Harrimaniidae. Gene Ontology annotation, biological process: mitochondrial respiratory chain complex I assembly. The record is from RefSeq and is a predicted model, not a curated record. Gene Ontology annotation, cellular component: cytoplasm.
AUGAAUGAUGCAAUAUUGAGGUACAACAAACCAUCAAGGCACCCUGAACCUCCAGAUGUACAAAAAUUAUCAGACACCGAUGUGCAGAGAACAGCAGCAAGUUACACAGAUGCCGAGAAAAGGGACCUACUGUGGACUUUGGGACGCCUUCACAAAGCUGAUGAUGCACAACAGAGGAUCCCUGCUUGGACAGGUUUCAAUUCAACCCUAUCUGACAGAAACUUGCCAACAACGACAAUACGUUAUAUGCCAUUUAUUCGAGCACCACCAUCUGACCUCUCAACCAUAUACACUAUUCUCAACAAGUUAGUUAAGAUGUCAACAAAGAUUGGUCAGUCACACAUACUGAUUUCUGCUGACAUGGCAAUUUACAGUAAAGCCCAACAAAUCUUGUGGAAGAAACCACCAACACUGGAUGGACGGGUAACCAUGCGAGUUGAACCGCCUAUGGGAAUGUCUACCGUAUGUCGCAUUGCACGUCGGUGCGUGUAUUCAACUUGUAAGAGUGAUAUGUCACACUUUGUGAGAUCCAUGAGCUUUCUGAGUGAGUUCCAGAAAAGUUUGAAAGAAAAAGAUUCGUUUGCGCCAACAGAAAAUCGUCCUGCCGAUGAAGCAGACAUUGUCAUUAUUGGUGGUGGUCUUGUUGGUUCCAGCAUUGCCUAUUUCUUGAAAAGAAAGAUCGUUCGUGGUAUGCGUGUUGUGGUGAUCGAACGAGAUCCAGCGUAUACUAGAGCAUCAUCAUCAUUGUCAGUUGGUGGAAUUCGGCAACAAUUUUCACUGCCAGAAAACAUCCAGCUGUCCAUGUAUGGUGCAGAGUUUUUGCGUAAUAUCAAAGAGCAUUUGACGGUGGAUGACGCCGACCCUCCAGAUGUCCAGUUCAAUCCCUAUGGAUACCUAUUUCUAGCGACUGAAAAAGGUGUACGACAGAUGAAAACAAAUUACGAGAUUCAGAGGGAGCUUGGUGCUAAAGUAGAGCUCCUGACUGUCACAAAGCUCAAAGAAAAAUUUCCAUGGAUAAAUACUGAUGGAAUAGAACUGGCAAGUUAUGGCACUGCAAACGAGGGAUGGUUCGAUCCAUGGUGUCUGCUCACUGCCCUUAAACAGAAAGCCAAAUCACUUGGUGUACAGUAUGUCCACGGUAAUGUAACUGGAUUCACAAUAAAGAAAGACAAGAUACCAAAAAAUGGGCCAUAUGAUCCAUAUUAUGAUAACAGAAUACAAAAUGUUAAGAUUUCAAUGCCAAAUGGUCCAGAGGUGCGAUCACUGGCUGCAACUGUGGUGGUCAACGCAGCGGGACCUCAAGCCGGUCAUCUCUCAAAGUUACUAAAGAUAGGAGAAGGGAAUAAUGAGAUGUCGGUAUCACUUCCUGUUGAGCCAAGGAAACGAUAUGUCUAUUUUUAUCACUGCCCAAGUGGACCUGGUUUGGAUUGUCCACUUGUUGUUGACCCAACUGGAGCGUAUUUCAGAAGGGAAGGACUUGGUGGAAACUUUAUAUGUGGCUUAUCACCUUCUGAGGAAGAAGAACCGAGCGUUAAUAAUCUGAAUGUUGAUUAUGACUGGUUUGAAGAUCGGUUAUGGCCAUUGUUAUCAAAGCGUGUACAAGCGUUUGAGAAUCUUAAGUUAAAAUGUGCGUGGGCUGGUUUCUAUGACUACAACACUGUAGAUCAAAAUGCUAUCAUCGGGGGACAUCCAGUCAUUUCAAAUUUUUUCUUUGCAAAUGGAUUUUCUGGUCAUGGAAUUCAACAGGCACCGGCCAUAGGCCGAGCUAUGAGUGAACUGUUACUUGAACAGAGCUACAAGACAAUUGAUUUGUCAAGAUUUGGUUUUCAGCGAUUCAUUGACCAGCAACCACUCCCCGAGAUGCUCGUUGUAUAA